UUUUGAGACCCUUCUCGACGCAUGGCCAAUACGAUGGGCUCCCUUCAUGGGGGUAAGUACCACAGCGCGCUUAAUUGUGGCCGAUCGGCGUAGCCGUUUAGGCUCGAGGAGGCCGCCUUGGCUCAAGUGUUGGCGAGGGGGCCUUUUUUUCUCUCUCUCUCUCUCUCUCUUUCUCUUUUUUUUUAUCUCUCUCUCUCUCUCUCUCGAUCCGCCCUUCCCAGGCGGCGCGGCCUUUGGUGCCGCCGUGGGCCGGGGGCCCAAUGGGGGCGCAGACCUCGUGCGACGCGCACGACUGCUGCACCCCCACUGCCCGGCUCACGGGGCGGGGCGAGGCGGCGGGCGGCCCCGGCAGGGACGAGCCAGUGGAAUGGGACGGAAUGGGGGCGAUGGAGGCGGUCGUGGGCGCCGAAGACGUGCCGAUGCCCCUGCCCCCACCGCUGUCGAGGCCUCUCAGGGCGCCGAAGCCCCUCGAGGCGGACGGGGCGGUGCACGAGGCAGCGCCCGAGGGGGCGGGCCCCAGCGCUGCCUCCAGGCCCGCGGGGUCGGAGGAGGCCGCCGAGAGGCAGGUGCUGCGGGGGCUGCGGGAGGGGCUUAGCAGGAGCGGUUGUGCGGGCUGGACGCAUGCGGCGGUGUGUUUCGAGGGCAGAGCGGACGGCAGCGAGGAGCCGCUCCUGGUUCCGAAGGACUACAUCGUGUCGGGGAAGUCGUGCAAGACGGCCUUCCAGUUGCGCCAACCAGGGACGACGGUUUUCACUGCUGGGUCCUUGUACAUUGGCAGUGUCAUGGUGGUGAAGGUGGCAACCCGCGGCAAGAUUGUAGAGAGCAGGACCGGCAUGGAGAAAGCAGACGUGGCACCGCCCCCUGAGAUUGAGGAUGAUUUGGGUAAUGAUUUUGCAAGCCACUUCGUGCGCCUGCAUACAGACAAGAAUGGAAAGCGCAUGUUUGACCCGCCUCGGCUUCGGGUGUUGUCUGGCCAGGUGAUCAGCUUUUCGUGGCGCGCCGAAGCCAAGCCAUUACAGCUCCUGCAGACAGAUCACACGUUCAGCCCCGAAGCAAAUAUAACCAAAUCUGGAGUCCAGAUACUGGAAAUAUGCGAUCGUGGGUGCAAAGUCAAAAUCGACAGUGACGACAAGGGCGAGCGCAUUUGUUUCGUUUGCGAUGGUUACCCAGAGGAUGCCCGCAUGCAAAUCACAGUGGUGUCCGACUGCGUUGCGGGUGCUUUCCGGAUUAUAUGGCAGGUCGUCGCUUGGGUGUUUGCAGGCGUCUUGCUGGGUGUCUUUGCAACCGCGGCUGUAGACUAUAUCAAAAAUCCAGCUGCCGGAGGCAAGCCCCGCCACCGUGCCAGCGCAGCAG
This is a messenger RNA of Prorocentrum cordatum, 1353 nucleotides long. The record is from the annotation of a GenBank genome assembly. Lineage: Eukaryota; Dinophyceae; Prorocentrales; Prorocentraceae.